Bacidia gigantensis is the source of this 807-nucleotide messenger RNA. RefSeq lists its product as uncharacterized. The record is from RefSeq and is a predicted model, not a curated record. The transcript is spliced from 3 exons. NCBI's taxonomy places the organism in Eukaryota, Fungi, Ascomycota, Lecanoromycetes, Lecanorales, Ramalinaceae. The coding region runs from base 1 to 807 and encodes 268 amino acids.
AUGCUUUACAUCCAUCACACCCAGACGGUGAAGCCUAGCAGUCGCUUCUACGGCAUGUUCGCUAUUCUCGGCGUCAUCUUCCUCGCAUUGUCUGCCUACCAAGCCACGAAAGAUAGCGAUUGGACAGGUCCAAGUGUUGAAUCCCAAGCAAUUUCAUCUGUCCCACGUCAAUCUGAAAAAACUCCUGUAAACAUUGGAUUUCCGUUUGGUAAUGCCGAUGCAAAUCUAACAUUUUCCGAAAAUGACUUGCGCAAGAGAGUCGAUUUCUGCCGCCAACAGAUUACCACCUUUUACAUUUUUGAAAACCCUAAAGGCCGAAUGUUGAUGGGAUCAUACAAUGUCAGCCCCUACUCCAACUUGCAUGGUCAAGAGAACAUCACCAUUGGGACAAACACGAACGUCGCAUGGUGGCAGCGACUUCCUGAUCUACAAAAAUGGUCACAGGUUGCGGGGAUCGUAUGGAGUCAAGUCGCGGGCAACGACGCCCGCUCCCUGAAAUACACCUUCAAGCAAGGAAUUGCGACUCCUGCAACUCAGCAGAUUAUGAUUGAGGCUGCGAGGCGACAACCCAUCACCAUGCCUGAUCCUCAUGGCUUUGUGUUUGACCAAGCGUGGCCUGGCGACACAUUCCCCGCAGGAUCCGAUACUUACGCAGCUCUGAUGGGCACACCACGUGGAGUCGGUAUCGUGUAUCUCUUGAUCGGCCAUCCAGACCAAUUUGGCAGCAAAACCGUGGAAUCCGUUAUGAUUUUCACAAUCGCAGCACAGACACCGCCAUAUCAUCUCCUUUUCACACUCACAGACUAG